This is a messenger RNA of Hyphopichia burtonii NRRL Y-1933, 1233 nucleotides long. RefSeq names its product ubiquitin domain-containing protein DSK2. The record is from RefSeq and is a predicted model, not a curated record. Gene Ontology annotation, biological process: ubiquitin-dependent protein catabolic process. Lineage: Eukaryota; Fungi; Ascomycota; Pichiomycetes; Serinales; Debaryomycetaceae. Gene Ontology annotation, cellular component: cytosol. Gene Ontology annotation, molecular function: polyubiquitin modification-dependent protein binding. The coding region runs from base 64 to 1161 and encodes 365 amino acids. The transcript has a single exon.
AAAGAGUAUCAGUAAUCGAUAUUCAGUUGGUAUCAAGAAAAGAACUGUAAUAUAGAAAAAAUAAUGUCUGAUAAUAUCACAAUUACAAUAAAAUCAUCCGGGGAUGUUAAAUAUGAAGUCAAUGUAUCUCCAACCAUAACGGUUUUAGAAUUGAAGGAAAAAAUUGCCGAAGAAUCAUCUGUUCCAGCUGGUAAUCAAAGAUUGAUUUAUUCUGGUAAAGUUUUGAAAGAUGGCGAAACCGUUUCUUCGUAUAAAGUUCAAUCUGGUCAUACCAUUCAUUUAGUUAAGAGUGCCGGAGCUAAACCAGCAUCUGCUUCGGGUACUACUAAUUCGACUACUGCUGCUAGUGGAUCGGAAACUCAAAAUUCUACUGCUUCCAACAAUUCCGGUGUUCCUUCUAAUAUUGCUGCGGGUCAAGGUUCUUUCAAUCCAUUAGCUGAUCUAACUGGUGCUCGUUACGCUGGUUAUACUCAACUACCAUCGGCUUCUAUGUUUGGUCCUGAUGGGGGUAUGAAUAGUGGUAUGCCUGAUCCUGAGCAAUUAUCCCAAAUGAUGUCUAAUCCCAUGUUUCAAGAAAGUAUGAACUCGAUGUUAUCUAAUCCUCAAAUGCUUGAUUUCAUGAUUAACCAAAACCCUCAAUUGAGAGCCAUGGGUCCUCAAGUAAGGGAAAUGUUUCAGAGUCCCUUUUUCAGACAAAUGUUAUCUAAUCCUGAAAUGAUGAGAUCUAUGAUGAGUCUAAGCAGCCAAGGUGGAUUCCCGGGCCUUGGUGGUGCAGACGCAGGUGCUAAUUCUUUCCCAGCUCCUGGUGCCAAUCCAACCGUUGGUGGAGAAUCUGCCAGAAACGAAGACUCUAACACUACUGAAAACUCUGGUGCCAACACCAACUCUAACAAUAACAAUGCUGCUGCCAAUCCUUUUGCAUCCAUGUUUCCAAAUGGUGUUCCUCCAAUAGACCCUUCUUUCUUAUUUGGUGGUGCAGGUGCAGGCGCCGGUGCAGCUCCUGCUCCUGCUGAUAACCGUCCUCCAGAAGAAAGAUACGAAAGCCAACUUGGUCAAUUGAACGACAUGGGCUUUUUCGAUUUUGAUAGAAACGUUGAAGCCUUGAGAAGAAGCGGUGGUAGUGUCCAAGGGGCUGUUGAAUACUUAUUGUCCAACAUUUAACCUUUGACUUCUUCUUCGAAUUUGUAUUUUCUUUUAGUUUAAUGUUAAUAUUUGAAUUUCUUUGAGUAAGAC